GCAGUCAGAUGAUAUUCACUUUCAUUGUGGUUGUGUAGUCGGAGGAAACUGUGAAUAUUGAUACUGGUUGCCUCCAUUUCUUACUUCAUUCAUUUUCACUUUGGGGACCAACCACGGCGCUGUUUUGGAUGAAGUUUUAUUUUGGAAGAAACCACCACAACCUCAACAUCUCGCUUGAUGAAACUAUAUCCAGUCGGCUGGAAAGGAAAGUGAUUCCGUCAAUUGCAGAAACCCCGUCGGUUGAAGAGAAGUUUUCUUCGAUAUUUUUCAGCAUAAUGUCUAUCAAAUUUAUGAUUUUUGCUUCGCUGAUGGUGAUUGGCGUUUUCUCCGAUCCUGAGCCCAGCAACUACAAAGCUCCUCCUGCCUACGGUUCCCAGCCAAAGUACCCUGAAAUUCCAAACUGCGCCAAAAACACGACCAAGUCCUGGUGCCUGGAAGACUCUGAAUAUCCCCAACACGAAGUGCAACAAGCCCUGGACCAACACUACCAGGCCGUCGUGGCUUUCUACAAGGACAAACUGGCCAACACUGAGAACUCUGUCGACGGACUGGCCAAGUUGAACGACGAGGUUUACCUUUGCCCGAGUUCCACCGAUUACGUCCGUCCUUUCCGGGCCAUCAACGUCGACGGCAAGUGGCGGACCAUCGUCAACGGCGUCGAAUCUUACGGCAUCAAAUACACGCAAACUGCUCGAAUUGAAGAAUGCGACGUGGUCGUGGGAACCACCUGCCCCUUGGUUCCGUCCUGCUACGAGUCCAAAUGCGUCCAGAAAAAUAUUUUCCAUCGCUUCUUGGUCUACAACCCACAAGACUACACCUUCCCUUUCGCAAUUGAAAAAUUCAAGUUGCCUGGAUCGUGCGGAUGUGUCGUUGGAGCUUUCCACCUAUAAAGUAUGAACACAACUAGAACUAAGCAACGGUAAAUGUUUGAAAAGAGUCCUAUCUUUUAUGAACUGCAAAAGAACCGGAAGUUUUUUUGUAGAAUUAAUUUAAAGAUUAUUUUGAAUCAAUGAAGACUAUUAUGUACUCAUAAGGUGAUGUUACCACUGAUUGAAAUUAAAUUACAUUGAAUUACUUGGUGCAAAAUCAAUUAUGAUUAUCAUUCACUUUGUGAAACAGUAAAAUUAAAGGAUUAAAGCGAA
Daphnia pulex (common water flea) is the source of this 1142-nucleotide messenger RNA. RefSeq names its product protein spaetzle-like. Gene Ontology annotation, biological process: central nervous system formation; innate immune response; regulation of Toll signaling pathway. The record is from RefSeq and is a predicted model, not a curated record. Bases 129 to 890 code for a protein of 253 amino acids. Gene Ontology annotation, molecular function: Toll binding; growth factor activity. Lineage: Eukaryota; Metazoa; Arthropoda; Branchiopoda; Diplostraca; Daphniidae. Gene Ontology annotation, cellular component: extracellular region. The transcript is spliced from 3 exons.